UAUUAAUUGUUCGCAGUUCAAUACAAAAUGAAGGCCUAUAACUUCAAUAUUGACAAUGAAUUGAAUUUUUUAGAAAAAGCAGAAGUUAACAUGGCAGGCAAGGGAAUGGACUAUUGGAUUUCUCAUUUAAAUUUAAAACCACAUCCGGAAGGUGGAUAUUAUACUGAAAGUUUUAGGAGUAAAGAUUUCAUACCAAGUAAAUGUACGGAAGGAAAAUUUGAUGGAAAAAGAAGUUAUUUAACUUCAAUUUAUUUCCUGUUAUCGGAUGGUAAUUUUUCUGCUUUUCAUCGUUUAAAACAAGACGAAAUUUGGAGUUAUCAUACUGGUUCAACAAUUUUCGUUCAUAUUAUUAACGAUGAUGGAUCCUACGAGAAACAUAAAGUUGGUUUGAAUAUUGAAGACGGUGAAACUCCCCAAUUUGUUAUCAAAGCAGGACAAUGGUUUUCCUAUCACGUUGAAGAGGAAAAUGGUUUUACUCUUGUUGGGUGUGUCGUUGUUCCUGGAUUUGAAUUUGCCGAUUUUGAACUUGGUAAGAGGCAAGAUUUAAUUGCCAAAUAUCCUCAACAUAAGGAUAUUAUAACAAAAUAUACAAGAAACUGACAUAAAGCUUUGAAAAUAGAGAAGAUAUCCAUACUACACCAAGAACAUCAGUAUUUAUGAACACAAUGAGAACACUUUGAACAAAAAUUCAAAAUGCAAAAUUUAAUAUCUCAACCAUUACAUUUUGACAGUAAAUUUACAAAAUAAUCGUUUGAAUUUUGUGAAUUUCAACUAUAAUUCUUCAUGAAAACUGUUACAAUUUUU
This is a messenger RNA of Dimorphilus gyrociliatus, 804 nucleotides long. Lineage: Eukaryota; Metazoa; Annelida; Polychaeta; Dinophilidae. The record is from the annotation of a GenBank genome assembly.